AUGAAUAAGGCACAAGUUUCCGAAACGAUAGAAGAAGAACAGAAAGAAAGGAGGGAAUACGUAAAGAAUAUUGGAAUAGAGUAUCGCUAUGGAUGUUAUGAAGUAGGGUGACAUUAUGGUUUAUAUUUAGUUGUAGGAGAAAAAACCAGAUACUUGUCACGUGCUGGGAGAGUACCUGGAAGCGAUUGACCUGAGCUUUGCCAAAGCAUAUCAAAUAUUCAAGGAUAACUGCGAGGAAAGGAAGUUCCCAAGGAGUUGUUUUAAGUAUGCCAUGUACACACUUGCAGGAAAAGGUAUGUAUGGUUUUCAUUUCUAAAUUUUCAUCAUAUGCCGAAUGAUUAAACGUUUAAAAUAACUUUAGAAUGCGAAGCGAGCUUAAAGAAUACGAUAGAGCCAUUGACAGUGUCAUGUGAAGGUAAAGUACCCCCAGGCUGUAGGUACCUAUCAUUGGUAUAUUGGAAUGGCGAGCCAGACAGGAAACCUGACUCCAAACUAGCUGAACAUUACAUGAAAAAGUAUGUUCUACUUAAUAUUGUAUUGUUACUAUUAAACACUGAAUUAGGCAAUUUAAAAAGACACAUUCAAACAAAAUUUUAGGUAAUAUUGUAAUUUUGGUAUUUUAGAGCUUGCGAUAUGGAGGAUGCAGAGGCAUGCUGGCUGUUGAGUACGUGGUACAUCAACAGUGACAGUAUGAAGAUAGCUGUGAAGGGAGUGAAGAACCCGUCUUCAGAAGUGAACCGCGACAAACUCGGUCGCUUAGAGAAGGACAUGGAGAAGGCUCUGAAGUACGCCAAGUUAGCUUGUGAUCUCAACAUUCCACAGUCUUGUCUCAAUGCUGCCAGGAUACUGAAGAUUGGGGACGGAGUAGCCAAGGAUUUGGAUGCUGCCAAACUUUAUUUGGACAAGGCCAAAGCCAUGAACGAAAUGAUAAAGAAGGGCAAGAAUGCUACUGGAUUCACUGGAUGA
Bursaphelenchus okinawaensis is the source of this 966-nucleotide messenger RNA. Lineage: Eukaryota; Metazoa; Nematoda; Chromadorea; Rhabditida; Aphelenchoididae. The record is from the annotation of a GenBank genome assembly.